This is a messenger RNA of Penaeus vannamei (Pacific white shrimp), 3558 nucleotides long. RefSeq names its product major facilitator superfamily domain-containing protein 8. Gene Ontology annotation, molecular function: transmembrane transporter activity. The record is from RefSeq and is a predicted model, not a curated record. Gene Ontology annotation, biological process: transmembrane transport. NCBI's taxonomy places the organism in Eukaryota, Metazoa, Arthropoda, Malacostraca, Decapoda, Penaeidae. Gene Ontology annotation, cellular component: lysosomal membrane.
ACCAGGAGUGAUUCACUUUCUCUCCCUACUUUCUCAACAUAAAUGUAAAGUCAAAUAAGAAAACGUACAUCGCAGAAAGCAAGUUACAAGUGUAAUAGAAACCGAUACCAAUUAACAGGCUAGUGAAUAACCCAGGCAUAUUCCCCCUGCUGAACGAGAGCCACCAAAAAAACAUCAAUAAAGGUAUCUUGGUCGUAUCGAGCCCCGAGGUCCCAGUCACCCGAGUCCCGACAACGUUUGCUCGAGGAUAACGUGGCCGUCGGAGCUGCAGAGUUCCUGGUUUUCUCAUAUUUAUGCAUUUGAGCAGAAGGAAAGCCGUCUUCCCGCUGAGAGAUGGUUGUGAUCAGAUUGGAAAGUCACAGCAAUCCUUAUACAUCAUUGAGAGGACGUUGCGGCAUUAUGAUAACGUUUUCCUUAUGAGAAACUCCGUGUAAAGUAUUAUAAAGUGGUUAUAUAUAGUCAUGGUCGGUAUAGAAGGCCGACUUGUGUAUACAUAUAUACGUCAGUGAGAAAGAAUCCGUGUGGAAAAAGUGUGAUGAACUCUGGGACAUAAAAUAACAAGAAAGAAAACGGAGAAAUGCCAUUGCUGUGGUGAAUUACAAAGAACUGCCAUUAUCCUCUUUAUUUCAGAAUAGUCUUAAAUCCACCGAGGCUUAAGAGGAAAACAUGCCAGCACAGGUAGCAGCAGCCGAAGAAAUUGGCGAGAAUUCGGAUGCCCUUUUCAGACCAUCGCGAGACUCGCCCGUCGUCAGUACCUCGGAAAAUAGAGAUGGCGAAAUAUCUCAGAUGUUACCCGAGGAGCAAGCAGGAGUUCUCGAAACACCGGGUGAAAGGAGAGCUAGACGUCACUCACACUGGAUCAUCUAUAUUACUGCAUUCGUCAUGUCUAUCGGAUUUUCCAUCGUGUUAACGGGAGUAUGGCCGUACCUGCAGCGGUUAGAUGCAAGCGUGUCCAAAGAGUUUUUAGGUUGGGCAAUUGCUGCAAAUCCACUUGGCCAGAUGGUUGCAUCACCUCUCUUGGGACUAUGGGGAAAUAAAGCAGGAUCCAACAGAGGAGCAUUUCUGACAACAAUUCUACUCUUCAUCACUGGAAACAUCCUUUAUGCCAUCCUUAGCUUGUUCGGUACAGCAGCCAAAGGGGUCAUGAUUUUCUCACGAUUCCUUGUAGGGAUUAGUUCAGCUAAUAUUGCUAUCAUCAGAUCAUACAUAGCUUCAUCUACAACUUUAAAGGAAAGAACUACAGCUGUUGCACUAACAUCUGCUGCACAAGGCCUCGGUUUUAUUAUUGGCCCAGCUAUUCAGGCAGCAUUAGCAGUGGCUUUCUCACACGAGAAAAUAAGUGAGAAUAAGACGUCGUCGGCGCUUGAGAUUCCGGAAGAUGAGAUAGACGGUGCCAACCUUGGAAUCGAGUGGAAUAUGUACACAGCUACUGGUUGGGUUGCGACCUUCCUUGGAGCUUUGAAUUUCUUUCUCUUCCUGCCGUGCAUCUUCAGAGAAUAUCCAAUAGCAGCCAAAGAAGCUCAGCUCACAAGGCAUGCUGCCAGCGAAGAUAAAAAAUUACCAAAGCCUGAUUAUAUAGCACUGGUUGGUGUACUGAUUUCAUUCUUCAUCAUCCUUUUCAUAUAUGUCUUGAUAGAAACAUUGCUUGUUCCUAUGUGCAUUGACCUCUAUGCCUGGACUGAUGAACAAGCUAUAACAGUUGUAGGUAUUGGUUUAAGUAUAGCGGGAGCUUUGUCAGUCAUAAUGUUUACCUUGACAAGUGUCUUAACUAGGAAAUUUGAUGAACGCAAAGUUUUUAUUUUCGUUGGAUUAGUUCCACUAACAGUAGCUAUGUUGAUUCAUUUCCCAAUGGGAAAUACCUAUCCAAAAAUGCAGAAUUGUACUUCACAUGAAAGUGCAAGUGAGUUCGGAAGCUUUACCACAGUAUUACCAAACUUGAAUUUUACUGGAUUCAAUAGUUCAUUAUCUAGACACAGGCGUCAUGCUGUAAGAGAUGACACUUGCACUGAUCUUGGCUGCCCUCAAGAGCAGGAAUGGUGCCUUUACACACCUAUUGUAGAAAUGCCUCAGAUGGUUGUGGCAGACACAGCAGCUGUUAUAGGGUAUCCAGUUGCAUUUACGCUCUCUAGUUCCUUCUUCUCAAAAAUUUUAGGGCCAAAGCCACAAGGUGUGUGGAUGGGUAUUCUAACAAGUACUGGAAGUUUUAGUCGUGUCACUGGUCCAAUUUUUGUGUCUUACAUGUACACUGCAUUAGGUACAAGGUGGACAUUUGGUAUCCUUUUUGUAGUAAUAUCUCUUACACUUAUUAUCAUAUCUUCAUUGUACAAAAGACUUGUUCCUAUGAAGUUGGUAUCAACUUAACUUGUUGGCAAGAUGUUCUCAUUGCCAUCACAAUUAUAUUGCAGAUUUACUGCUUAUAGCUUAUUAACUGGUUUGUUCUUGGUUGAUGUCAAAUGAACAUACUACUUUGUUGAUUUUAAAAAGUUGGUGAAGGUUAUUCUUUCAUUGUCAAUUUUCAGAUUUUAACAGUAGGGGAUUUCCUUCCUUUUCCUGUUAUUGUGUUCAACUUGAUCAAAAAAGGAAUUGAAAAUCAUAUUUUUAUCUUACUUUUAGAAUUGAAAUAUCAUACUGUGAUGAGGAUAGGCAGCUCUUUUGUAUGUUUGCAUGUAUGAAUGUGUGUAUUCAUUUAUUUGUCUGCACUGCUGGAAUCUGUGUAUAUUUGCACAUAUUAGCAGACUUAUAUGAGUGUAUUUAUUUUGGUAUACUACUGUGCAUGUGCUCAUGCCUGUUUAUAUGUAUUUAUCUAUGUGGGUCUUUCUUUUCUUCUUUCUUACUUCUUUGUGUGUGUAUGUGUGUUUGUGUGUGUGUGUGUGUUUGUGAGUAAGAUUAGUACUUGUUUACAUUUGUUGUAAUAUUCAUAUGUGUAUACUCUUGUAAGAGUGUGUGCUGAAUAUGUGUAUAUGUAAGCACAUUUAUUUGUGAAUAAGUGCAAACUUGUUAGCUCUCUUUGAAAUGGAUAUUGAACAUGAAAUCUUGUUAUGGGUAACAGUACCUAGCAUUUCACAUGGUGCAAUGAAAUAUCAGUGACAGGACAUCCAGUAAGAUAAUGAAGAACCAAAAAAAAAUUCCUCAUACUCGCCUGCCCACAGAUACUUUUUUGUUUGUUUGUUUUUUGUUUUUGUUUUUUACUCUACUAUCCGUAUUAUAUCUAUUCAGUGUUCACUUUAUUUAUUCUUAUUUGCAUUUUUUUUUUUUUUUUAAUUUCAAGCCAAGACAAUGAUGAAAAGAACUAUCCCAGGAAAAAGAAUCUCAGGGAUUCCGUGCUGGUUACUAUUCCGCAGUUCUUGUCACUGAUGAAUCUAGAGGUUUUUGUUUCCUUAUCUGUGAUAAUGAUGAAUAUUGUGUUUCCCCCAAACACAGAACCAUGACAUGAAUAAAAGAAAUACUCAUACAUAUUUUAUCUCAAACUACUAUUUAAAUACAUCUACCUACAUGUGUGUGUGUGUGUGUGUGUGUGUGUGUGUGUGUGUGUGUGUGUGUGUGUGUGUGGUGUGUGUG